CCUCCAGGUUUUAACUUACAUUUACAUCCUAAUUUAAAUCUACGUUAAUCAAGCACUAUCUGGUGAUUCAAGCCAUUGGGACUGAUAAAGCCUACUGAUGGUGAGUGUAAGAGCUCACGCAUGAGGUCCAACGGAGACUUAGCCAGACGUUUGUCAGCAAUUCUUCUGGUUUUCUUGCCACUGCAAGUGCUCCUACAGCACUGGUGCUCCAGCCAGAGAUUCAGCUCCACCAGGUGUGAUUGGCAGCCAGGAACCCAGAUGCCGGCAGAUAAUCCUUCAGAAGAGGUGGUCAUUGGUGGAUUUGUAUCAAUAUCUCUUGCCAACUUCGUCCUGGAGACAUUUAUGAAACACCCACAACCCCUCUGGAGUACAUAUAUGAUACCGAAAAACUAUCAGCACAUCUUGGCCUUGGCUUUUGCCAUCCACGAGAUCAACACCAAUGAUGAACUGCUACCAAAUAUCACCUUGGGUUACAAGAUCUAUGACAAUAAAUUUGAUUCCUGGAGAGCCACUCAGACUACUCUGCAUCUCCUGUUCCGGGUGAAUGGGAACCCCCUCAAUUACAACUGUGAAAAGACAGAGCAAGUCCUGGCUGUCGUUGGUGGGCUCACCUCCCAAAAUUCCAUGCAGAUGGCCCACAUCCUAAGCAUCUACAACAUCCCACAGGUCAGCUAUGGCUCUUUUGAAGAAGCCCUGAGUGACAACAUUCAGUUCCCUUUCUUGUAUCGGAUGACCCCCAACGAAGAACCACAGUAUGUCGGGAUUGUUUGCCUACUCCAGUAUUUUGGAUGGAACUGGGUUGGCCUCAUUGUUCCAGACGAUAACAAUGGAGAAACCUUCCUUAGAACGUUGACACCAAAGCUAUUUGAGAGUCAUAUUUGCAUCGUUUGGACCAUGAUGAUCCCAAGAGUAUCUGUGCACUUACCGAAUAAACUACUAAACCAAAAACUGGAACCCAUUCUGUACAGUUUCCGACUGAUUGAAAUCAACGUGGUUCUUGUGCAUGGAGACAAACAAUCUUUGGAGGCAUUAUACCUCACUCUAUUCUACUUUGAACUGCAUGCAAGACAACCACACCACAAAGGAGGGUGUGGGUAA
This is a messenger RNA of Pogona vitticeps (central bearded dragon), 1098 nucleotides long. Lineage: Eukaryota; Metazoa; Chordata; Lepidosauria; Squamata; Agamidae. The record is from RefSeq and is a predicted model, not a curated record.